GGAAAAGAGAGAGGAAAUGGCUGAUGUGUUCGGUGGUGUUGAAGGGUGAGUCUCUAAUAAAGCGUUUUUAUCGUUUUUAUACUGUAAUAAUUUGAAUGGAAACGUGUUAUCAAACAGAUGCAGUGCAGAACUGAUUAGGGCAAAAGGCUGUGCUGUUGUUUGAUUGCCACAUAGAAAAUAAACCAGUCUGACUAAACUCUACACCAACGAUUAAUCGGAAAACUUCCUUCACCAGGGAGUGGAGUUUAGUCAGCUAAAAUAAACCAUGCUUUCGUGACAAUUUUGCAAGACGGAAAGUCAUCAAAUUAGUGAGAGGUUUUGUCUUCUCUCUUAUCAAUAUUUUUAAGGAAAAGCUUGCAAUUAAUUUGAUUUGUAUGUAUGUAUGUAUGUAUGUGUGUAUGUGUGUGUAUGUGUGUGUAUGUGUGUGUAUGUGUGUGUAUGUGUGUGUAUGUGUGUGUAUGUGUGUGUGUGUGUGUAUGUGUGUGUGUGUGUGCGUGUGUGUGUGUGUGUGUGUGUGUGCGUGUGUGUGUGUGCGUGUGUGUGUGUGUGUGUGCGUGUGUGUGUGUGCGUGUGUGUGUGCGUGUGUGUGUGUGUGCGUGCGUGUGUGUGCGCGCGUGUGUGUGUCCUCUCUAUUGUAACAGUGGUGGGACCCACUCUAAGGCGGUGUUGGUCUCUGAGAAUGGGAAGAUCCUUUCAGAGACCGACGGCCCAUCAACCAACCACUGGGUGAGAUGACAGAUCUAGGAUCAGUUUACCAUAUUACCCAUCCUGAUGUUAACUGUUAGGAGGUUAAAGUAAAGCUCACCUCAGAUCAGCCGAAGACCCCUCAACCAACCACUGGAUGAGACCACAGAACUGCUAGUUCAUUUACAUUUACGUCAUUUAGCAGACGCUCUUAUCCAGAGCGACUUACAAAUUGGUGCAUUCACCCUAUAGCCAGUGGGAUAACCACUUUACAAUUAUAAUUAUUAUAAAAUUAUUUUUAUAGUUUUUUUUUCUUUUUUUAACACUGUUAUGAUGAAAGAGAGUAGGAUGGAAUGUUUGACUUGCGCAGGAACACACAGGAAAUGAGUUCCGGCACCUCAAAUGUUCUACUACUUGAGUUCCUGCAACCCUCUUGUAGAUUAUUGGCUUAGAAAUAUUAUCCAGCAUCUAAAUAAAAAACAUAAUCGGCAUCUAUUUCAGUCUACUUCAACCACUUGUAAGUGCUGGUCUGAAGUCAGCUUUGUGUUUUACCCUCUUAAUGGUUAAGGUCAGGAUUUAGAGAGGGUAAGCUGGUCUUAGAUAUGUGCAUAGAAGUGUGAAGAAAGAGGAAGUUAAGCUUCUAUUAAAGUCAUGAGUGGGUCUUGAACACUAUCCACUUCUCCUGAAACGUUUCGUGAGUGAUGACUGCAUGUGUUGUGUUGUCUUUCAGUUGGUGAGUGAUGACUGCAUGUGUUGUGUUGUCUUUCAGUUGGUGGGUGAUGACUAUAUGUGUUGUGUUGUCUUUCAGUUGGUGAGUGAUGACUAUAUGUGUUGUGUUGUCUUUCAGUUGGUGAGUGAUGACUGCAUGUGUUGUGUUGUCUUUCAGUUGGUGAGUGAUGACUGCAUGUGUUGUGUUGUCUUUCAGUUGGUGAGUGAUGACUGCAUGUGUUGUGUUGUCUUUCAGUUGGUGAGUGAUGACUGCAUGUGUUGUGUUGUCUUUCAGUUGGUGGGUGAUGACUAUAUGUGUUGUGUUGUCUUUCAGUUGGUGAGUGAUGACUAUAUGUGUUGUGUUGUCUUUCAGUUGGUGAGUGAUGACUGCAUGUGUUGUGUUGUCUUUCAGUUGGUGAGUGAUGACUGCAUGUGUUGUGUUGUCUUUCAGUUGGUGAGUGAUGACUGCAUGUGUUGUGUUGUCUUUCAGUUGGUGGGUGAUGACUAUAUGUGUUGUGUUGUCUUUCAGUUGGUGAGUGAUGACUAUAUGUGUUGUGUUGUCUUUCAGUUGGUGAGUGAUGACUGUAUGUGUUGUGUUGUCUUUCAGUUGGUGAGUGAUGACUAUAUGUUGUCUUUCAGUUGGUGAGUGAUGACUGUAUGUGUUGUCUUUCAGUUGGUGAGUGAUGACUGUAUGUGUUGUCUUUCAGUUGGUGAGUGAUGACUGCAUGUGUUGUGUUGUCUUUCAGUUGGUGAGUGAUGACUAUAUGUUGUCUUUCAGUUGGUGAGUGAUGACUGUAUGUGUUGUCUUUCAGUUGGUGAGUGAUGACUGUAUGUGUUGUCUUUCAGUUGGUGAGUGAUGACUGUAUGUGUUGUCUUUCAGUUGGUGAGUGAUGACUGCAUGUGUUGUGUUGUCUUUCAGUUGGUGAGUGAUGACUAUAUGUUGUCUUUCAGUUGGUGAGUGAUGACUGUAUGUGUUGUCUUUCAGUUGGUGAGUGAUGACUGCAUGUGUUGUGUUGUCUUUCAGUUGGUGAGUGAUGACUAUAUGUUGUCUUUCAGUUGGUGAGUGAUGACUGUAUGUGUUGUCUUUCAGUUGGUGGGUGUUGACAAGUGUAUCGAGGAAAUCAACAACAUGGUCCAGAGAGCCAAGAAAGAAGCGGGGCUAAACCCAGACAUACCUCUCCGCUCUCUGGUGAAUCAACUAAUGAUUUUAAUGUCAAAAAUCUAAUCUAAUGCCUAAUAUAUACCAUUAACCAACUCGGUUGAUUCUCAGUUAGCUACUCAAAAUGACGAUCCUGAGCACUUGCAUCGAGUUUAUAAUUUGCUACGCAUCUACACAGAAUCACCUUUUUGUGAAGCUAAUUGUAGCUCUUGGGUUGUGUAUUGUGUAGGCUAAUAGUUACUAAGGCUUAAGGUCAAUUCCAUGUAAAAGGACACAUGAGCACCAACAUGUGAAAUUCAUAGGAGCAUGUCAAAUUGGGUGCUAAGAGUCUAUAUUUUUAUAUAAAUUAUUUCAACAAUUUUCCAUCCUAAAAAUGAGGAAUAAUCAAAGGCUUUGAUUUCUUGUCAAACAGAUGGAAAAUGGAUCUUAGAACACAUCUACCAGAAAAAGUAUUAACAAGUAUUAGAAAUACAUCAAAACACAAUAAUGGUGAAGACCUGUGACAACUAAUAUCAACACUUAUAUUUAGUGUUGUAUCAUUUUUUCUGCCUUCUGUAACUUUAAGAAACAUUGCCUUGUGCCUUGAAAUUCCGUUACCAAAAACCCUAAUAUCUUUAAGAUAUUUUCUAAUUUCUCUCCCUCGUGAAGAGGGAGGAUAAUGAAAAUUCACAGAAGUAACAAGUAAAGGUAUACCUAUUAAUUACUUAUAUUGUUUUUACUGACAUAGAUUUUGUGUAUGAAUUAUUAAAUGAUUAAAAGUAAAUUCUGUUACCAAAUCAGUAACAGAAUUUCUGCAAUUUAUUUGGCUACAAUAGGAAAUCAUAGUAGUCACCAACCCCAGUUGGGUCACCUGCUACUGUCCUCCCUUCCACUGGCAUACUGUUAUGUUCAGCUGAUAACUCUGUUGUUUGUAUUUCUGUCAUCUGGUGGUCAAAGCGAGAUGGUGAAAAGUUCUCUCUCUCUCUCUCUCUCUCUCACUCUCACUCUCACUCUCACUCUCACUCUCACUCAUACAUAACCCCCCUAUUUAGGAUAAAUCACCAUUAAGAGAAAGACAUUAAUAUGCAUUUCUGUGUAGUACAGAUCAGGUACCCAUGAUGUCAUUCCAUUACCACAAUUCUGUUACACUUCACUUACUGUAGUUCAAUAACCAAAAUAGAUUUUUUCAAAACUCAAGUUGUCAUGUCAUAGCUGACUCCCCAUUCUUUCUGCAGACAUCUUUGAAUCUUAAUUCAGAGCAGAUAUUUAUGAGUUUUGGGAAAACGUGGUCACAUAAAAAAACGGAGGGAGAUUUUACCAAACUUUGCAUCUGCGCAGUUCUUCCAGUAAAUGUGUUUUUGUAAAAUAUUCGGUGUAAAUUGUUUAAAAUAGUCCUUGUGCAUAGAGUUGUAUGGUUUGUUAAAAUUUGAAAUCAGUGGUUUUUGUUAAGUGAAGAAUCUGAGUCUCAGCGCAAUUCCGUUAGCGUGUAAUUGCCUCUUUACUAAGUAGGCUUAACUGAACUAUUAUUACAACUUGUAAUAUCUUGGUCUCCCAGGGAAUGUCUCUAAGCGGAGGAGAACAGAAAGAUGCUAUAGACAAGAUCAUCUGUGAGAUGAAGAAGAGGUUUCCUAAACUCAGCAGUGACUAUUACAUCACCACAGAUGCCAUCGGUGCCAUGGCAACAGCCAGCGACCAGGGUAACGGAAUCAUCUUUUUAACAUAACUUUAUUUAAAGUGAUCAAUUAGGAUUUGAAAGAAUGAUUUAAUAUGAUCAAUAGCCAGCAUCAGAAGUGAAUCUUUAAUCUGGGUGUGGUGUCCUUCGCUUUAUUGUUGAAAGGAAUGUUCACUGUCGUCAUAUAACUGUGUAAUAUAACUUCACUCCUCCCUCCAUCUCUCUCUACCCGCCCAGCCCUCCUCGCCAUCGCCUCUACCCCCUUCAGCCGCUCCCUCCAAGGCCCUCCCUCCCCCCACGGCUUACUCCCACAGACCGCCCUCCCCUCCAUCACUGGCUCCCCAGAGCACCCUCGGCGGCCCAAGCCAGAAGAAAGAGAGAGCGAGCACCCCCUCCCCCAGGCGAGAAAGCCGGACCGAUCUCUCCACUCCCCCAGGCGCCAUUCUCUCUACCUCCCUUCCUCUUCUCCAUCUCUCUCUACCUCCCUUCCUCUCUCCAUCUCUCUCUACUCCCUCCUCUCCAUCUCUCUCUACCUCCCUUCCUCCCUCCAUCUCUCUCUACCUCCCUUCCUCCAUCUCUCUACCUCCCUUCCUCCUCCAUCUCUCUCUACCUCUCCCUAUAGGAGGUAUAGUGUUAAUCAGUGGGACUGGUUCUAACUGUAAGCUGGUGAACCCAGAUGGAAGUCAGGUCGGCUGUGGAGGCUGGGGUCAUAUGAUGGGGGACGAAGGGUCAGGUAGCUAUGACGACAACAAUCCACAUAAACAGAAGUCCAAUAAACUGAUACAACUCCUCUCUUCUCUCAUGGUCACCUCUCUGUUUUCCCACUCUUUUCCUCCAUUCAUCCUACUGUCUCUCUUUCUCCAUCCCUUUUAGCCGUUGAACUCUCUUCCCUCUCUCCGUCAGCGUUCUGGAUCUCCCACCUGGCAGUGAAGACGGUGUUCGAUGCCAAAGACAACCUGGCCACGCCCCCUCAUGAUGUCACUCACGUGAAGAAGGUCAUGGAGGAGUACUUCCAGGUGAGAGGUCAACAGGAAGUACAACAGGAAAUUCAAUUGAGGACAGGCUUAACUGAAUGACAACAGAGACAGAAUGCAAUAUGGAAUUUCAUUGAAUAGUUUGGGGUAGGCCUCGUCUCCAAGGAAUGCCCCUCAGAACCAGAUGCUGAUGACCGGUUGCCCUAAACGAGGUUCCGAUGAUAGUCCUUCAGUUGGUGGUGGGGAGGUGGAAGGUUGUUGGAAGACUGUUGCUGCAAAAGAGCAAGUGGGAAACAAAAGGUUUGAGUUGACAUAUAUAUACUCCCCUAGAUUUAUGCCCAUUGGUUGAAAGGAAAGAAAGUGAUUAUUGCACCUGUGAGUCCAUCGGUUAAUCAGCGAGUGAGUUGGAAUUGCCUUAGUGUGCCAUGCUCAUAGGCUGAAAUGAAUUGGUGAAUGACAUUCCGCACACUUGCUAAUAGUAAAGCAGGAGGAAAGACAUGACGCUAUGCUAAUAAGCUAACAUUAUUGUUAUGAUGAGUUUCUCGGGUAUCAAGUAAUCGAGGAUGUAAGGAUAUACUUAGACACUUUUGAUGGAGAGUUCCUAUAAGUAUUUAAUAGCCACCAUGGUUCGUUAUAACAGAAGGACAGGGCUCUGCCUCUUGCUAUUCCGAACUCACUUAGAACAAAGAACAUAUCUCAUCUUAUAUACACUCUGUUAUACGUUUCUUCACGAACAUCUGUUAACCAUCAAUGGGCACUCCCUUCUUUGAUGUUAUUACCCUUUACCCCAAGUCAUUAUAUCCUGUCCAUCAAUCAUGCUAUCAUAAACAUCAGUGAUCUCCUUUGACAUAACGCAAUGCAGACUCUGUUUCACCAAGCCACUUAUCUACUAACUCUAACCUGGUCCACAACACUAUGAAAACAUAAUAUCAAUUAUGACACUACUAUAUAAAUACCUGCUAUGCUAAUAAGGUAACAUUAUGACACUACUAUAUACAUACCUGCUAUGCUAUUAAGGUAACAUUAUGACACUACUAUAUAAAUACCUGCUAUGCUAAUAAGGUAACAUUAUGACACUACUAUAUAAAUACCUGCUAUGCUAAUAAGGUAACAUUAUGACACUACUAUAUAAAUACCUGCUAUGCUAAUAAGGGAACAUUAUGACACUACUAUAUAAAUACCUGCUAUGCUAAUAAGGUAACAUUAUGACACUACUAUAUAAAUACCUGCUAUGCUAAUAAGGUAACAUUAUGACACUACUAUAUAAAUACCUGCUAUGCUAAUAAGGUAACAUUAUGACACUACUAUAUAAAUACCUGCUAUGCUAAUAAGGUAACAUUAUGACACUACUAUAUAAAUACCUGCUAUGCUAAUAAGGUAACAUUAUGACACUACUAUAUAAAUACCUGCUAUGCUAUUAAGGGAACAUUAUGACACUACUAUAUAAAUACCUGCUAUGCUAAUAAGGUAACAUUAUGACACUACUAUAUAAAUACCUGCUAUGCUAAUAAGGUAACAUUAUGACACUACUAUAUAAAUACCUGCUAUGCUAAUAAGGGAACAUUAUGACACUACUAUAUAAAUACCUGCUAUGCUAAUAAGGUAACAUUAUGACACUACUAUAUAAAUACCUGCUAUGCUAAUAAGGUAACAUUAUGACACUACUAUAUAAAUACCUGCUAUGCUAAUAAGGUAACAUUAUGACACUACUAUAUAAAUACCUGCUAUGCUAAUAAGGUAACAUUAUGACACUACUAUAUAAAUACCUGCUAUGCUAAUAAGGUAACAUUAUGACACUACUAUAUAAAUACCUGCUAUGCUAAUAAGGUAACAGUAUGACACUACUAUAUAAAUACCUGCUAUGCUAAUAAGGUAACAUUAUGACACUACUAUAUAAAUACCUGCUAUGCUAAUAAGGUAACAGUAUGACACUACUAUAUAAAUACCUGCUAUGCUGCUGAGGUAAAUAGGAAGCAAUGUGAAUUAAGUGACAAGCCAUUCACUUGUCACUUAUAAAUCGUCUAGUAAACACAAUAUACAUUAUGUUUGAGUUGUAGAACACUAAGGUAACCUGCCUAAAUGACUCUGUGCCCAAGAACACUAAGGUAACCUGCCUAAAUGACUCUGUGCCCAAGAACACUAAGGUAACCUGCCUAAAUGACUCUGUGCCCAAGAACACUAAGGUAACCUAAUCUCUAUUGCGCUCCACACUGCCCUUUCACACCUGGACAAAAGGAACACCUAUGUGAGAAUGCUAUUCAUUGACUACAGCUCAGCGUUCAACACCAUAGUGCCCUCAAAGAUCAUCACUAAGCUAAGGACCCUGGGACUAAACACCUCCCUCUGCAACUGGAUCCUGGACUUCCUGACGGGCCGCCCCCAGGUGGUAAGGGUAGGUAACAACACAUCCACCACGCUGAUUCUCAACACUGGGGCCCCUCAGGGGUGCGUGCUCAGGCCCCUCCUGUACUCUCUGUUCACUCAUUACUGCAUGGCCAGGCACGACUCCAACACCAUCAUUAAGUUUGCCGAUGACACAACAGUGGUAGGCCUGAUCACCGACACGAGACAGCCUAUAGGGAGGAGGUCAGAGACCUGGCCGUGUGGUGCCAGGACAACAACCUCUUCCUCAACGUGAUCAAGACAAAGGAGAUGAUUAUGGACUACAGGAAAAAGAAGAGGGCCGAGCACGCCCCCAUUCUCAUCGACGGGGCUGUAGUGGAGCAGGUUGAGAGCUUCAAGUUCCUUGGUGUCCUCAUCACCAACAAACUAACAUGGUCCAAGCACACCAAGACAGUCGUGAAGAGGGCACGACAAAACAUAUUCCCCCUAAGGAGACUGAAAAGAUUUGGCAUGGGUCCUCAGAUCUUCAAAUGGUUCUACAGCUGCACCAUCGAGAGCAUCCUGACUGGUUGCAUCACUGCCUGGUAUGGCAACUGCUCGGCCUCCGACCGCAAGGCACUACAGAGGGUAGUGCGUACGGCUCAGUACAUCACUGGGGCCAAGCUUCCUGCCAUCCAGGACCUCUAUACCAGGCGGUUCAGAGGAAGGCCCUAAAAAUGGUCAAAGACUCCAGACUCCCUAGUCAUAGACUGUUCGCUCUGCUACCGCACAGCAAGUGGUACCGGAGCGCCAAGUCUAGGUCCAAGAGGCUUCUAAACGGCUUCUACCCCCAAGCCAUAAGACUCCUGAACAUAUAAACAAAUGGCUACCCAGACUAUUUGCAUUGCCCCCCCCCCCCUCAUCUUUUACACUGCUGCUACUCUCUGUUUAUUAUCUAUGCAUAGUCACUUUAAUAACUCUACCUACAUGUACAUAUUACCUCAUUUACCUCUACUAACCGGUUCCCCCGCACAUUGACUCUGUACCGGCACCCCCUGUAUAUAGCCUCGCUAUUGUUAUUUUUACUGCUGCUUUUUAAUUAUUUGUUACUUUUUAUUUCUUAUUAUUUUAUAUUGUAUUUUUUUGUGAUUCUUUUUGGUUUUCUUUCUUAACUGCAUUGUUGGUUAAGGGCUUGUAAGUAAGCAUUUCACCUGUUGUAUUCGGCGCAUGUGACAAAUAAAAUGUGAUUUGAUUUGAUUUAGUUCAUCUGACCUCUAUCUUUCUCUCUCUCUCUCUCUCCUUCCCUCUCUCUGUUUUUCCAGGUAUCAGACUUGAUGGGGAUGCUCCCUCAUCUCUACAGAAACUUCCAGAAGUCUCACUUUGCUGGGCUCUGCCAGAAAUUAGCUUUAGGUUUGUUUUCCUCCUAUUUUCACUCUCCCAACAGCAUAAGUGUUUGGACCGGAGUCACGGUAUUGCAUGGGUUUAAUCAACCUCAGAUCCGAUAAUAGAUAUUUUGUAUUAAUCUGUAAACCUUGAUUAUGGUGAGUUACAGGGGCUGUGGCUGGUGAUGCUCUGUGUCAACAUGUGUUCACCCAGGCAGGCAAGGUCCUGGCCCAGCACAUAGUGGCUGUGCUACCUAAAGCGCAACAGGUGAGGCACAGACACGCACACAUUGUACCCAUAUACAGUGCAUUCGGCAAGUAUUCGGACCCCUUUACUUUUUACACAUUUUGUUACAGCUUAUUCAUAAAUCCCCUCAUCAGUCUACACACAAUACCCCAUAAUGACAGAGCAAAAAUAGGUUUUUGCAACAACAACAAAAAUAACAACGGAAAUAUCACCAUUUCAUAAGUAUUCAGACCCUUUACACUUGCUCAAUACUUUGUUGAAGCACCUUUGGUAGCGAUUACAGCCUCAAGUCUUCUUGAGUAUGACGCUACAAGCUUGGCACACCAGUAUUUGGGGAGUUUCUCCCAUUCUUCUAUGCAGAUCAUCUCAAGCUCUGUCAGGUUGGAUGGGGAGCGUUGCUGCACAGCUAUUUUCAGGUCUCUCCAGAGAUGUUCGAUCAGGUUCAAGUCCGGGCUCUGGCUGGGCCACUCAAGGACAUUCAGAGACUUGUCCCGAAGCCACUCCUGCGUUGUCUUGGAUGUGUGCUUAGGGUUGUUGUCCUGUUAGAAGAUUUUAUUUUAUUUGAGGUGAACUUUUGCCCCUGUCUGAGGUCCUGAGCGCUCUGGAGCAGGUUUUCAUCAAGGAUCGCUCUGUACUUUGCUCCAUUAAUCUUUGCCUCGAUCCUGACUAGUCUCCCAGUCCCUGCAACUGAAAAACAUCCCCACAGAAUGAUGCUGCCACCACCAUGCUUCACCGUAGGGAUGGUGCCAGGUUUCCUCCAGACUUGACACUUGGCAUUCAGGCCAAAGAGUUCAAUUUUGGUUUAAUCUGACCAGAGAAUCUUGUUUGUCAUGGUCUGAGAGUCUUUAGGUGCCUUUUGGCAAACUCCAAGCGGGCUGUCAUUUGCCUUUUCCUGAGGAGUGGCUUCCGUCUGGCCACUCUACCCUAAUGAUUGGUGGAGUGCUGCAGAGAUGGUUGUCCUUCUGGAAGGUUCUCCCAUCUCCACAGAGUGACUAUCGGGUUCUUGGUCACCUCCCUGACCAAGGCCCUUCUCCCCUGAUUGCUCAGUUUGGUCGGUAGGCCAGCUGUAGGAAGAGUCUUGGUGGUUCCAAAUGUCUUCAAUUUAACUGUGUUCUUGGGGACCUUCAAUGCUGCAGACAUAUUUUGGUACCCUUCCCCAGAUCUGUGCCUCGACACAAUCCUGUCACGGAGCUCUACGGACAAUUCCUUCUGGUUUUUGCUCUGACAUGCACUGUCAACUGUGGGACUUUAUAUAGACAUGUGUGUGCCUUUCCAAAUCAUGUCCAAUCAAUUAAAUUGACCACAGGUGGACUCCAAUCAAGUUGUAGAAACAUCCCAAGGAUGCUUAAUGGAAACAGGAUGCACCUGAGCUCAAUUUCGAGUCUCAUAGCAAAGGAUCUGAAUACCUAUGUAAAUAAGGUAUCCGUUUUUUAAUUUUUAAACAUUUGCAAAAAUUUCUACAAACCUGUUUUCACUUUGUCAUUAUAGGGGAUUGUGUGUUGAUUGAUGAUUUAAAAAAAAUAUUUCAUCAAUUUUAGAAUAAGGUUGUAACGUAACAAAAUGUGGAAAAAGUCAAGGAGUCCGAAUACUUUCCGAAUGCACUGUACUUUUACCCUUUUAUAUGAUGUCGUAUGAUAUUGUAUCCCUCCCCCCUAUCUCUCUCUCCCUCCCUCGCUGUCUUUCCCUCGCUGUCUCUCUCUCUCCCUCCCCCUCUCUCGUCUCUCUGUCUCCCUACACCAGCCUCUGUUGACAGGUGAACUACCAAUCUUGUGUGUUGGAUCAGUGUGGAAGAGCUGGGAGCUGCUGAAGCCAGGUGGGUUAUAACUGACUGUGUUGUUGGAUCAGUGUGGAAGAGCUGGGAGCUGCUGAAGCCAGGUGGGUUAUAACUGACUGUGUUGUUGGAUCAGUAUGGAAGAGCUGGGAGCUGCUGAAGCCAGGUGGGUUAUAACUGACUGUGUUGUUGGAUCAGUGUGGAAGAGCUGGGAGCUGCUGAAGCCAGGUGGGUUAUAACUGACUGUGUUGUUGGAUCAGUAUGGAAGAGCUGGGAGCUGCUGAAGCCAGGUGGGUUAUAACUGACUGUGUUGUUGGAUCAGUAUGGAAGAGCUGGGAGCUGCUGAAGCCAGGUGGGUUAUAACUGACUGUGUUGUUGGAUCAGUGUGGAAGAGCUGGGAGCUGCUGAAGCCAGGUGGGUUAUAACUGACUGUGUUGUUGGAUCAGUGUGGAAGAGUCCAGUCUGUUGUCAAAAUGUGCUGUUAUGCCAGGAUUUCCUAGCCUGGGUACUAGUCUGUUUGUGCUAACAUCCCACUCCUUGUCAUGUUAAACAUGAUUGGAAUGGCAAGGAGUGGGAUGAUGGCACAAACAGAUCUGGGCUUUUUUCCAACAUUUGGAUGUCAAAAUGACACUAUAUAAACUGGAUUGCUGAUAUUGCUGAUGCUAUGUAUUGGCCAAUGAGAGGCUUUGAAGCCACUGGUCGGCCAUAUUGGCACUCCUCAGAAGACGCAGUCCUCAAUAGGAAUAAAUGGAAUUCUACAAUAUUUCAUUUAAAUGUUUCAAGGACAAAAUUACAUCUAUUUAAGUAUUUAGUUUUUGUAGUGGGGGACAGUAACAUUAGUACUUUAAAUAAAUUAUACUUUAAAGAAAACAUUUGUAUAGACCAGGGCUCUCCAACCCUGUUCCUGGAGAGCUACCCUCCUGUAGGUUUUCACUCCAACCCUGUUCCUGGAGAGCUACCCUCCUGUAGGUUUUCACUCCAAAAACCUACAGGACAGUAUCUCUCCAGGAACUGGGUUGGAGGUAAAACCUACAGGACAGUAGCUCUCCAGGAACUGGGUUGGAGAGCCCUGGUAUAGACACUAUAUAUACAAAAGUAUGUGGACAUUAGUGUAUUAGACUAUGUCAGCCACACCCUUUGCUGACAGGUGUAUAAAAUCGAGCACACAGCCAUGCAAUCUCCAUAUGCAGUAGAAUGGCACCGUCAUAGGAUGCCACCUUUCCAACAAGUCAGUUCUUCAAAUUUCUGCCCUGUUAGAGCUGCCCCGGUCAACUGUAAGUGCUGUUAUUGUGAAGUGGAAAUGUCUAGGAGCAACAACGGCUCUGCCGUGAAGUGGUAGGCCACACAAGCUCACAGAACGGGACCGCUGAGUGCUGAAGCGCGUAGCGCGUUAAAAUCGUCUGUCCUCUGUUGCAACACUCAUUACCGAGUUCCAAACUGCCUCUGGAAGCAACGUCAGCACAAUAACUGUUCGUUGGGAGCUUCAUGAAAUGGGUUUCCAUGGCCGAGCAGCCGCACACAAGCCUAAGAUCACCAUGCGCAAUGCCAAGCGUCGGCUGAAGUGGCGUAAAGCUCGCCGCCAUUGGACUCUGGAGCAGUGGAAACACGUUCUCUGGAGUGAUGAAUCACGCUUCACUAUCUGGCAGUCCGACGUACUAAUCUGGGUUUGGCGCAUGUCUGCUAAAUGACUAAAAUGUAAAUGUAGUGUGUUUUUUUUAUUUGUAUGUUUAGCUAACAUAAUAUAAUUUAACAGUAUGCACUAAGGUGUCUGUAAUAGUGUAAAUGUUGCAAAAACAAAUGUAGACAUUUAUAAAUGCAAUUUCUAUUGCUUUUUUAAAUGGUUAGGGAGUGCCAAGAUGGAGGUGAGAUGGCUUCAAACAGCGCCCCCUGGUCAGUCAUCUAGUGUAUAUAUAAAUAAUUGGUUCAGCUAAUCUCUAUCUUCAGUCUAGCUCAACUCUAACCGUCUCGUCGGCAGGUUUCACACAGGUCCUGGUGGAGUUGGCGUCCACGCAGUCCUUCAGGGGUCGUUUCCACGGUUACAACCUCCUGACCCUGAGCCAGUCAUCAGGGUCGGCGCUAGGCGGCGCGGGUCUCGGAGCGAAGAGCGUGGGCGCCACGGUAACGCUCAACUACGCCGCCAACGCAAACGUCUUCUACCAACACUCCUUUUAACAGCAGCCGAUGAGGAAUCGCCUCAGGACCCAGCUAUAACUAGGGAAAAGUUUGGGAUCGUACCAAUAAUUAAGUGUUUGGGAUUUAUUUCACCAAUGGACUUGAUUUGAAAAAUGUAUGCACUCACUAACUGUAAGUCGCUCUGGAUAAGAGCGUCUGCUAAAUGACUAAAAUGUAAAUG
Messenger RNA from Coregonus sp. 'balchen', 13251 nucleotides. The record is from the annotation of a GenBank genome assembly. NCBI's taxonomy places the organism in Eukaryota, Metazoa, Chordata, Actinopteri, Salmoniformes, Salmonidae.